GGCUAAAUUUUUCCCCACCAAUCCUUGGUGGAUUAACGGAAAGAAAAAUAAAAAUAAAAACAUACAAAUAAAAAUUAAGCCCACUAACACCCGUGCUUUUCUCUCCUCUCUCCCUUCCUUCCCCCCUUCUCUCUCCUCUCAUUCUUCUUUCGCGGAGCCACCGGCCACCGCCACCCCUUUCACGCCAAUCUUCCAUUGGAGGCAGGGGAAACUACUAGGAAUGAAUCACUAGCCUUCGCACCCACCACAAAUACGAACCUGAAUCAACGAUUGAGGAAAUCAAAGGAAGCGAUUCAAUACAACAAAUUCGUCGAUGAAUCAAUUGAAUUGAAGGAUUGAAGAAAUCAAAUUCGUCGAGGAAUCGAAAGAAUCAAUCAAGAAUGCAGCAGAAUUGAGAAGAUUGAGAACGACGAUUGAGAAGAGAAGGAGAAGUAAGAUUGAACCCCUCUAACUUCUUCUCCGAAACCUUGCAGAUCUGAAUCAACCGUCGUCGUCGGAACUCGAAUCGGCUCAUGCGUUCUAGGGUAGCAAGUUUGGUCUUCUAUGGUGGCUGCAUCUUAGAAGUUUCGGGCAUUCAAGGUUUCUCAAUCAACUUGUGCAUUGCUGGGCUUUUGGCUAUGAAGUUUCUUGGUCUGGCGAAGAACAAUCACCGUAGCCAUUCUCUUCAAGCGGGCUCUGGUUUUUUUCUUCGUUGGAAGGCUUUUGGGCAGAUCUUCUUGCCAUCGACGAAUUUGCUUUCGUCGGAAGUAUGGUGGUCCUGGGUAUCACCGUGGCACCGACUGCAUGGAAGCCGUCGGAGUAAAAUGGAGGCGUUAGUUGGGGAUUGUGGUUGGAAUCGAAAUCUGGGCUUGGAGUAGGGUUAUUUGUGGGUUUUAGUGUUUUUUUUCUCUUUUAAUCCACAUCAUCCAGUGGGGUGAGAAACACGCCAACUAAUCAUCCACCGUCUGUCUAGUCAUCAAGUUAACUGACGGAGUUAACGAAGCGGUCGGAAAUGGAUAUUUCCUGUAUUUCGAUAGUUGUGGAUAUAUUUGUCACAAACCUGAUAGUUGUGGAUAUACAACUGUAUUUUGCUUUUUUUAAAUGAAAAAUUCUUGUGCUA
This is a messenger RNA of Linum trigynum, 1099 nucleotides long. The record is from the annotation of a GenBank genome assembly. Lineage: Eukaryota; Viridiplantae; Streptophyta; Magnoliopsida; Malpighiales; Linaceae.